CAGAGAGAGAGAGGCCGCCGAGCUGCUGCUGCUGAGCACCGUGGGUUCAAUGCCACUGCUCCACCCGGUUUACACACUUUACCCCCAGAACCACACGGUCACGUCCGGGCGAUUCCCAGGCUCCGUCGCCUCCUCAAAUGUCCCCCGGAGCUAGCUAGCUGGUUAGCUUCCUGGUUAGCUUCCUGGAUUAGCACCGUCCUGCUUGCUUCGCUUUGUUGGGACAUUCAAACUCAACCCCCCCCCCCCCCUCACUGCUGGAUCUACACCCGCCGGACACCCAGCCAUGGAGUCGGUGAAUCUGUUCGACCAGGCCAGCCCCGUUAACACCGUUUUGAAAAGUAGGCCCGACGCGAUCCCCGGCCUUUCCUCGCUGUCGUCGCCGCACUGCAGGACCCUGUUCUCCCCCGGACCCGCGGCGGUGCUGUCCCCGGUCACCAACCUGGCGCUGGACUUGGACAACCUCGCCGUACUCGGAAGCCUCUGUGAUACCCCGAAGAGGAGAAAGCAACCCCGGCUGGAGAAGGUUCCCUCCUUCGCCUCUGACGUCUCAUCUGAUGCCGGCCUCGGCAUGGAUCCCCCGAGCCCCAUGGACGCCGUGGAAGUGGAGGACACAUUUGAAAGAGCAAUUCAACAGUCGAGAAGAGUUGUCAACGAGAAGAUACCAAUUCGAAGAAUCAACUCAUUGCCACUCCAGCUCCUGGGUUUCAGUCCAUCUCUAAAAGGACAGGAAACAGAUUCUCAUCGCUAUGGAAUAUUCGGACAACAACCCUCCCAAACUAAUGCCGCCUCCUCCUGUCAACACGAAAACAAAGAAAACAUGCCGGAGGAGGGCUUUGAAUUCAAGAAACCAACCAAACCAGUGUCCCGGUGUCGGCUGCGCUCCUUCCACGGUGGACAGUCUAAAGACGCCUUCGCUCGCCGCCCCAGCUCAGCACCAGCGCUCAUGUUUUCCUCACCUCCUCCAAUCCAGCAGCUGGACUUUUUUGACUCCAGCCCGGUGUUCCAGAGACGCUCCUCUGGCAGCUCUCUCAACGAAGAUGACGAUGAUGGAUUUUUUGGUGUUCUGGAUGACAACAUGGAGAAUGACUCUGGGAUGCCGAUGGGAAUGGCCAGCUUGCUCACUGCCCCACUGGUUUCUGACAGUUCAGGAGAAGACUCUCCUGUGAUUCGCUGCCGGCCGCGGAGCUUGUUUCGCUCGCCCUCCAUGCCCAGUCCACUGUCCCGGCCCUGUGCCAAGCGCCCCGACUGCCCCGGGGACGACGUCACGCCGGUCAGGGUGAAACGCCGACGCAGCGUGGCAGGAACACAAGUCACCAGCCUGGAGCAAAACCCAGAAUCCCCACGAAUGGGCUGCUCCUUGUUCCAGAGAUCCAAAUCCUUCUGUCAGACCGACAUCGAGAAGCUGCUGGACAGUGAGGACAGCUCUAAGGAUCUGAUAGGAGAUUUCACCAAGCCUUUUGUAUUACCCACGGUGGAAGGCAAACAUCAAGACCUCAAGUACAUUACCCCAGAGAUGAUGGUGUCCGCUCUGACUGGCCAGUUUGACCAUCUAGUUGAGCGAGUGAUUGUCAUUGACUGUCGCUAUCCCUACGAGUUUGAGGGAGGACACAUCCAGGGAGCGCUGAACCUGCACCAGGAGGAGCAUGUGGAGGAUUUCCUCCUCAAGACCCCAAUCAUCCCGUCCUCCUCGGAGAAACGAGUCAUCAUCGUCUUCCACUGCGAGUUCUCGUCGGAGCGCGGCCCUCGGAUGUGCCAGUUCGUCAGGAAGCAAGACCGCGCCAUGAACGAGUACCCGGAGCUCCACUACCCCGAGCUCUACAUCCUCAAAGGAGGAUACAAGGAGUUCUUCCCUCAUUUUCAGUUGCAAUGUGAACCUCAGUCGUACCGGCCCAUGCACCACGAGGACUACAAGGAAGACCUGAGGAAGUUCCGCCUGAAGAGUCGCACCUGGGCCGGGGAGCGCAGCAAGAGAGACAUGUACAGCCGACUGAAGAAGCUUUGAGCGCCUCCCGAACUGCCUCAAACACUCUGCCAU
Limanda limanda (common dab) is the source of this 2035-nucleotide messenger RNA. RefSeq names its product cell division cycle 25B (gene cdc25b). Gene Ontology annotation, biological process: protein dephosphorylation; positive regulation of G2/MI transition of meiotic cell cycle; G2/M transition of mitotic cell cycle. Bases 284 to 2002 code for a protein of 572 amino acids. The transcript has 15 exons. Gene Ontology annotation, cellular component: cytoplasm; nucleus. NCBI's taxonomy places the organism in Eukaryota, Metazoa, Chordata, Actinopteri, Pleuronectiformes, Pleuronectidae. The record is from RefSeq and is a predicted model, not a curated record. Gene Ontology annotation, molecular function: protein tyrosine phosphatase activity.